AUGUCCAUCGUGUACACAUUGGUGGCCCGGCAGCAGAGCGUUCUGUGUGAGCACACGGAUCAAAGCGGCAACUUCCCCACAGUUACGCGUGCCGUGCUUAAGAACCUGGCCCAGCACGAGCCCAGUGCGUCCGCCCCAGCAUCCAAGAGCGUGUUCCCGUACAAUGACUUUAACUUCUUCUUCCUGUACGAUGACGGCAUCACGUACAUGUGCAUGGCAGAGGAGCGAGUCCACGCGAAUGUAGCGUUCAUGAUGCUGGCGGAGAUGCAGACCAUAUUCCUAGCGAAAUACAAACAACAGGCGCAGACAGCACUGGCAUAUGCCAUGACCUCGUUCAAUCCGACACUCGACUCGCUCAUGAAGAAGUACGAUAACUACAAAAUAGAAACGCCCAUGUCACAAGUGAGACAGAAGAUGGAGCGUGUCAAAACGCUCAUGAUAGAGAACGUCAACCAGUUGAUGGAGCGUGGAGAAAAGAUCGAGCUGCUGGUCACGAGGACGAACAAGCUGCAACAAGAUGCGCUGAAGUAUGAAAAAUCUGCAAAGAAGCUCAAGAAUGCGUUUUGGUGGAUGAAUGUCAAGUACUGGAUCUACGUCACGUUGGCUUUAGCUGUGCUUGCACUUAUCGUGACAUUCAUGAUUUGUGGAACUGAUAUGUCCAGCUGCGCUGCGCGGAUUGGACACCAAGCUGAAGAUGGAAUAGACAAGGUUGCAGCCAAAGCUUCCGGGGCAGCAGCAAGUGCAGCGGACAAAGCAUCAACGGGCAUCGCUGGCGGCAGUUAG
Molecule: messenger RNA, 783 nt
Organism: Phytophthora infestans T30-4
Lineage: Eukaryota; Oomycota; Peronosporomycetes; Peronosporales; Peronosporaceae
Product: vesicle-associated membrane protein, putative
Exons: 2
Coding region: 1-783 (260 amino acids)
Biological process (GO): vesicle-mediated transport
Cellular component (GO): membrane
Source: RefSeq, a predicted model, not a curated record